GACUGUUCCAGCCCCUGGCCUCCCACCAUGGCGGUGGCUGGGGGGCAGCAGCACUAAAACUUUGUAAAAAUCAAGUUUAACCUGUUCAAAUCGGUCCGUCAUACUACCACGGGGGCAAGGGAACUGUCAAGAUUCAAAAGCCCAGCAGAAAACAGUUCUAAAGGACGUUAACUCUUUGUAGAGUUGAAAACAAAGGCGCAGGCAAAUCGUAGGAUAGUAUUACAGGAAACUUCCUCAAACGACUCCUGAGAUUUAACAACAUAUGCAACUCCUACAACUAAAUCGUCGCGAUGGCUGAAGGCAAACAUGACAAUACAGCAGGAGUGAGAAAGUACUUCUUUUUCAUUAAGGAGAAUGUCAGCUCAGAUUGGAAAGACCUGGCCUUCCAUCUUGAUUUUCGGCGGUCAGACACUGACAACAUUUCCGGUAGAAACCUGGAUGACAAGUCCCGCUGUAUGGACCUGUUGGAGGAAUGGCUCAAGUGUAACGGGGAGAGAGCCACCGUAGAGGUCCUGAUGGAGGCUCUGUCUCAGUCAAACCUACAAAGUACAGUGGACGGACUAAAGAACAAAUAUCCUGAGUUGAAGACAUCACAAGCCUCAAGUAGCCAACAGGAAAUGAAAGAACUGUUCCAGAAGUCUGUGCAAAAGUACUAUGAGUUGAAACUGACUUACUUCAAGCCUCUGAUCUGGAAUGACAACUUCACUGUUACUCUUAGUGACAUCUUCACCCAGUUAGAGUUGAUACCAAUACAAGAGAAACAACUCAAAAUGUCAGACGGAAACCAGGUCUGGCGAGGACAUGGAACAAAACUCAAAUCAUUAGACGACUUGUUCAAACCCGACGAUGGCACAGGUCAAGCCAAAGCACCAAGGUGCAUUCUGAUUGAGGGUGAAGCUGGAGGAGGGAAGACAACGUUUCUGUCCAAAGCAGCCCUGGAUGCCCUCUCACAGAAGACAGAGCUGGGCAAGCGACACGACAUCGUCCUGUUGAUCCGACUCCGGGAGGUGAGAGAAGGGGAGACCAUAGACGAGAUGGUUUGGGACCAGUGUGUUCCUGAAACAACUGAGGGUGUUGAUGUAGAGUCUAUCAGAGCAAUCCUACAAAGGAACGAGUCCCGAGUGCUCUUUCUCCUCGACGGGUAUGAUGAACUUCGGCCAGAAGCCAAGGCUGACAGACAGGCUAUUCCCAAACUGCUGGAUGGCAAGCUGUACCCCAACAGCACAAUCGUGAUCACCUCCCGACCCUCGGCAGGAGUGCAGCAGUACACUCGGCCAGACUGCCAUGUACACGUCUUGGGUUUCUCCACCGCACAGGUGGUACAAUAUAUCAGGCAGUAUUUCAGUAAAAACUCCGAACAAGGAGAACACCUCAUAAACCAGCAUUUCAGUAUUGAAAGUUCGCGUAAUAUUCCUUUUCUUGAGUUUAUCACGGUCCGUUCAGAAAGCCGUAUUGCAGAAGAUUUGAUCCAUACUCCUAUUUUCCUGCUUUUGGUUUGUGUGCUGUGGGAGGAGGACCAAGAGACGGUGUCUACUGGAACAAGGACGGGGCCGUACGGCAACCUGCUGACAUGUCUAGUCAGAAAGUAUUGUAAGCGGGAAGGGGUGGACAUGCCAACAGACGGGCUGCCUACAGAAGUGGCGGAUUCAUUACUGCAUUUUGGCAAGCUAGCUCUAGAGGCACUGCAGAGGAAUGAGGCCCUUAUAGAUCUUGCAGAAGUAGAGAGAGAAAAUGUGAAUUGGGAGUUACUGCUAAAGCUGGGCGUGGUCUCCUUGGAAGUUUCUGCCUCUAAAUUGCAUCCAAGGAAACAACUGAACUUUUCCCACAAGACGAUGCAAGAGUUCCUUGCCGGAAGAUAUGUCUCACAUGCUCUGGUGAACCAAGACGUUGGUGAACUGUUGGAUCUCUCCUCUGUAAGGAAGGCGUUUCAACUCAAGAACCUGCUUCGGUUCACGUGUGGCUUUAAUUCACAAGUGGCACAAGCUAUCUUUACUGAGCUGAGCAAUCUCCGUAGCAAAGUGUUUCCACAUGUGCAUGUAGGUAGGUUUAAGGAACGAAUAAAGGCAGAUAAUGAGAAUACAAAGAGAGCUUAUGAAUACUUUACUUUCCUCUGCCUUGACCUCCUGCAGGAAAGAAGGGGAGACCAGGACGUACUGAGGGCUGCCAUCAGUGCCCUACCUGUUAUCUUCAUAGACCUUCGCACUAAGCCACAAUAUGAUCUUUUGUAUUACUUGGCUUACUUGCCAUCGCAGCAUCCUAGCAAAGUCAUACUUUUUGUCCAUUUUGACGGUGUUCCUGAGAACCUAGAACGUUUUUUUGACACCCUCUGUCAUCAUCCGCGGUUAGAUUUGAGAGUAAGGAUUCCAUCAUUUGGUUCACCUGAUAAAAGUGCCAAGUUGGUUUCAGUUCUGAAGAAUGUUCCUGGUCUGAUGGCGCUAAACUUAUCGUUUGCAAAUCUGACACCCUCAUCACUCCAACAAGUUGUGCAGGAGUUCAGCCACAUGUCUCAGUUAGAGGAGCUGGAUCUUUCUUUGAACCCUGACCUUGGUGAUGCUGGGAUGGAUGUCCUGAAGGAUGGACUGUCCAGUAUUCCAAAGCUAACUGUACUUCGUCUGCGUGGCUACUUUGGAGACGGCAUGACAGCUUUAGGCAUUGCAUCGAUGACUCCAUAUAUGCGUCACCUUGCGGGUCUCAGAGAACUGGACAUAACUGACAAUGAGAUCGGCGACACCGGGUUGGAAUCUCUCACCGACGUGCUCCACGUCUUCACCGCCUUGCAGGUGUUGGGCCUGAGAAGGACUCGUAUCAGCUCCGCAGGCAUGCGCACACUGGUCCCUACACUGUGUAAGCUAACCAAAAUGAUGGAACUGGACAUUAGCAACAAUAUCGACAUAGGUGACCCUGGACUGGAAUGCCUGGUUGACCACCUCCCUCACCUCACAGGCAUGAAGGUGUUAAAGAUGUGGAACAUAGGUUUCACUGACCGGGGAAUAUUUGCUUUGGUCGAAGCUCUGCCUCAUCUGCCGGAAUUACAGGUUCUUGAUGUAAGGUACAAUAACAUAGAUGAAUCAGGGAUCGUCUCACUGGUUCAAACUAUCUGCCAGCUGGUGGACGGUAACUCCACAGUACAGGAGCUGCACAUCGGUAUAAAUAAAGGAGUGACGGGAGCUACUUUGGAGACGAUUACACAGCUGAUCAGCGCACUGCCGUCACUGACCGAGCUCGACUUGUCUGGUCACUAUGAUGAACCCGCACACCUAUCUGACACCGCUGCCUCUACUCUGGCCGAAGCUCUACCCAGACUCCCUGCCUUGGAGAAGCUGAGCCUGUCUAACAUCUCCGUGGGGUCUGAAGGGUUCAAGGUUGUGAUGCAGGCUGCUGAGGAACACCCAAAACUGGACGAGCUGUCGUACUCGCCGCGGGAUCCGUUUCCUGAGGAAGUGUACACCAGUGAUACCUGCUUGACGUUUAUUAAGUGACGGCUUCAUGAUCGAAAGGUCUGACUGAUACAUGCUUUUUUUCAUUGAUUUGUGUGAUUAGCCUGUAUAGUUGUGAAUUACAUCUACAUGUAAAAAUACCAUUUCUGUGAAUCAAGAGAUUUAUAGCAUGCUAAAACACAGAUUUGUUCUCUGCAAUUGAAUUAUAAGGAAACAGACUGGUACCGUUGAUUGGAUUAUGAGUGUUGUGGCCUACGAAAAAUCUCCUAUGUACUGACAGGUUAUCAUUCGAGAGAAUCCAGUUAUAAUAGAAUUUCAUCUGUGUUGAUCGUAAUCAUAGUACAAUGCUAAAGCAUCGUACUAUGAGCGAAUUCAGUUUUAGUGUCGGAUAUGUCACCAAUAUGCAAUAAAGGUACCUGUGCCAUGUACAUAGGAAAAGAUCUGAA
This is a messenger RNA of Branchiostoma belcheri (Belcher's lancelet), 3883 nucleotides long. RefSeq names its product NACHT, LRR and PYD domains-containing protein 3-like. The transcript has 6 exons. Bases 291 to 3479 code for a protein of 1062 amino acids. Gene Ontology annotation, molecular function: protein binding. NCBI's taxonomy places the organism in Eukaryota, Metazoa, Chordata, Leptocardii, Amphioxiformes, Branchiostomatidae. Gene Ontology annotation, biological process: signal transduction. The record is from RefSeq and is a predicted model, not a curated record.